Messenger RNA from Triticum turgidum subsp. durum (durum wheat), 1302 nucleotides. The record is from the annotation of a GenBank genome assembly. Lineage: Eukaryota; Viridiplantae; Streptophyta; Magnoliopsida; Poales; Poaceae.
AUGUCGCCCGUGCACGUCCCGGAGCUCAGCAGCGGCGGGUCGGGGUCGGGGUCGCUCACCCUGAACCCCGUGCAGCGCGCGCUCAGCCGGCUGUCGUCGUCGUCGGCCCUCACGCCCAGGUCGCCCCCGCCGUCCUACGGGAGCAUCGUCACCGUGCUCAGCAUCGACGGCGGCGGCGUCCGCGGCAUAAUCCCCGGAACCAUCCUCGCCUUCCUCGAAGAGAAGCUCCAGGAGCUCGAUGGGCCGGACGUGAGGAUCGCCGACUACUUCGACGUGAUCGCCGGGACAAGCACCGGGGGCCUGGUGACGGCCAUGCUCACGGCGCCCGACGCCAAAGGACGCCCGCUCUUCGCCGCCAAGGACAUCAACAACUUCUACCUGGAGCACUGCCCGAAGAUCUUCCCCGCCGGCUACGGCGGGCCUCUGGGCUUGCUCAGGAGCAUGAGGGGGCCCAAGUACGACGGCCAGUACCUCCACUCCGUCGUCAAAGAGCUGCUCGGCGAGACGCGGGUCGGCGAGGCGCUGCAGAACAUAGUCAUCCCCACCUUCGACAUCAAGCUGCUCCAGCCAACCAUCUUCUCCCGAUACGACGCCCGCAACGACGUCUCCAAGAACGCUCUUCUGUCCGACGUCUGCAUCAGCACGUCGGCGGCGCCUACUUACCUCCCCGGCCACCACUUCGAGACCAAGGACAAGGAUGGCAGGCCCCGGGCCUUCAAUCUCAUCGACGGAGGCGUUGCCGCAAACAAUCCGACAAUGUUGGCCAUGACGGACGUGAGCAAGCAGAUCCUGCUGGGCAACCAGGACUUCUUCCCGAUCAAGCCCGCCGACUACGGCAAAUUCAUGGUGCUCUCCCUCGGCACCGGCUCCGCCAAGGUGGAGGAGAAGUUCGACGCCGCAGCGUGCAGCAAGUGGGGGAUCCUCGGAUGGCUCUACAACCACGGCGCCACGCCGCUCAUCGACAGCUUCAGCCAGGCCAGCGCCGACCUCGUCGACAUCCAGGCGUCCGUGCUCUUCCAGGCGCUGCGCUGCGAGAAGCGCUACCUCCGCAUCCAGGACGACGAGCUUAAAGGCGACACCUCAUCUGUUGACGUGUCUACGCCGGAGAACCUUAACAGGCUCGUCGAGGUCGGCAAGGCGCUGCUCAAGAGGAGCGUGUGCAGGGUGAACGUCGAGACCGGCAAGACCGUGCCCGACGACAAUAGAGGCACCAACGAGGAGGAGCUAAUCAGUUUCGCACAUAUGCUCUCACAGGAGCGCAAGGCCAGGUUGCAGAAGAAGGGAGUCACCAUCACACAGUAA